AUGAACUUCAUGAAGUGGAUGUGACAGCUGCUGCUCUCAAAACCCUCUAAAAGCAAACGCCUAAGCUGUCACCGGGGGCUGCGCUGCAGUGCUGGAAUCUUUGCUGUCUGUGCUGUCCUUCGCUGUCCUGGCUGCUCCAAUGAGGCUGCCCAUGCUCCCCAUCCCGCUCUGGUCCUGCUGCUGCUCCGGCCCUGCUCCCUCGCUGGCUCACUGGGCUGCUCUCGGAGAGGCUUCAUCGGAGAAAGACCCGCUGCACCCCCGCGGAUCUCCCCCGCCGCACCCUGCAAGCCAGCGCUGGACCCCUGGUGGUGAAAAAAUGGCUCCGCAGGCGGUGUCCUCAACCCCUGCCACCCCACUGCAGGAGAAUGAAGAAGAUGAAGAAGAAGUCAGCAGACGCAUGAUGGCCAGGAGGAUGAAAAUCAUCGCAGAACUCUUGCAGACGGAGAAAGACUAUAUCAGCGACCUGGAUCUCUGCAUCAAGGAAGUGAUUCAGCCCCUGAGAAACAUGCAGAUUGCUCGCUUUGACGUGGAUGGCUUGUUUAGCAACAUUGAAUUGGUCCAUCAGCUAUCAGCCAAACUGCUGUCAUUGUUGGAAGAAGCCACAACAGAUGUGGAACCACCCAUGCAAAUAAUCGGGGAAGUGUUCUUGCAGAUUAAAGGCCCACUAGAAGACACAUAUAAAAUCUAUUGCUAUCACCAUGAUGAUGCACACACCAUGCUGGAAUACUAUGAAAAGGAUGAAGAACUGAAGCAGCAUUUAAGAGACUGUGUACAGUCCUUAAAAAAAAGAUAUGAAGAAGAAGGAAAACCAAAUCUAAUGGACCUGGGAUCCCUAUUGAUCAAACCAGUGCAACGGCUGAUGAAAUAUCCCUUGUUACUCCGUGAGCUCUUGAACUCAACUCCUGCUUCUCACCCUGACCACAAGCCACUACAAGAUGCCCUUUUUGCUAUGAAAAACAUUAAUGUGAACAUCAAUGAACUUAAAAGGAGGAAAGAUUUAGUGCUGAAGUAUAGGAAGAAUGAUGAUGAUGAAACCCUUAAAGAAAAGUUUUCCCGACUGAAUAUUCACUCCAUUAGCAAGAAAUCCAAGAGGGUCACCAGCCAUCUGAAAAUACUGACGAGGGGAGAACCUCAGGUGAAAGAUGGAACUUUUAAUAAGGAAGAAAAGUUGUUUCAAACUCUAGAGAAGACUGUGAAAUUGUGUGUGAAGAACAUUUCGCUCUAUUCACAACAUCUCCAGGAUUCUAUACAUCUGGCUGCCCAGAAUAUAAUUGAGCUUCAGGAAAUCCUGCAAGAUAAAGAUGACAAAGUUGAUGACUGUUCAGAAAAACAGACCAACACUGCAAAUCUAUGUGAAGACUUUAUGGCUCAGCUGGACAAGCUUGUCUUGACUCCUCUGACAGCACUGCAAGCCCUGUUUCCAGGCCCUCAGAAGCUCAUCCAGAAGCGCUAUGACAAAUUGUUGGACUACAACAGCUACCUUCAGAGGUCAGCUCGAGAGGAGCUGGACCUGGCAAAGAAAGACUAUGAGGCUCUAAAUGCACAGCUAGUGGAAGAACUUCAGGUAUUCAACAGAGCAGCCAAAAAGAUCGUGUUGAACUGUCUACAUUGCUUCAUCACCCUCCUCAGGAAUAUUACAUUUGCAGCACUUCAAUCAAACUCUGCUGUUGUGGUGCCUGUUCCACUGUCCUCCUCAAGCAUCUGUGAAGUGCAGAAUCAAUUGAUAGAGGAGGUUCACAAACUGAAUUUUGUAAAAGAAAACAGCAGUGCAAUCUUUAUUGAGAGAAAAUCGAGCCUGGAAAAAAAGAAACCUGUUCCUUCUCCGCUGGAGUCCCCACGGCAAACAGAGGAGCACAGGUCCAAGCUGCUGUCCACGUACAGCACCGAGUCGCUGUACCAGGCUAAGCGCAAGUGCAACGCCGCGCAGGAAUUGGAUAUUGACUUGCAUGAAGGAGAACUGGUGGCUGUUGUGGAGCAAAAGGACCCCUUUGGAAGCACAAGCAGAUGGCUUGUUGACACAGGAAUCCUCACAGGAUAUGUGUAUUCCUCCUUCCUGAAGCCAUACAAUCCAGCCAAAGCACAGAAGGAUGUAGCAGAAAAUGGCUUUGGUGAUGAUGAUUUUGAUGACAUCAGCCUCUUUGUCUCUUCACGGCCCCUUACUGACAGCAGCACGAGCAGCCCAGGGUACAAGAAGAGUGACAGCAGUUCACUUUUUCACUUCUGUGAAAAUUCUUCUAUCAAGGGCAUGGAGACUGGGGCUCUUCAGGGUAUGGAUGAUCAGCAGAUCUUCUAUGCUGUUUAUGCAUUUCAAGCUAGAAGUGAUCAAGAACUCAGCCUUCAGGAGUACCAGAGGGUGAGGAUACUUCGCUUUUCCGAUCUGAGUGGCAAUAAGGAAUGGUGGCUAGCUGAAGCAAAAGGUCAGAAGGGAUAUGUACCAUCUAACUAUCUAGGGAAGAUGACAUAUGCUUAGGAGGGGAGGGGCCUGUUGAGCCAGACUCCCUGAAGCAGACAGAAUAAUCAUCCGUUAGGUUUGCUGCAAGCAAAGCAAGCUCAAAAGUGAUUGACAGAAGCCAUGGUAUCCAGCACACAGAUGAUACUGAGAACCUCCAUUCUCCAAAAGCCAUCACCUUGUCAAGACCUGAGGGAGGAAACAUUUAACAGGAAGACUGAUUCUGAUUAACAUGCUGAAGAGCUUGCUUUUCUAUUACCCCAUAAUUUUCUCUUUUGUCAAAGCGUCGUACAUCAAGACUCAACCUACAAGUACAAAUCACAGAUGAAAUUACAUUUUUCUUCCAUGAUAUUUAGCAAAUAAUAUUCAAGAUGAAGAGAAUUAGCCUUGAAAAAGGACAAAUUCAGUCAUCAGGGAUACUGUAGGCUGAGUUGUUCCUGAACUGUUAUCUCAGUGAACACAGACACAUCUUAAAACUUGAGCUAUUUUGAUAGUCUGUUUUUAUCCUCAGCCGCUUUUGUGAAGAACCUUUUUUCUCAGUGGAGAUUAUUGGACUGGGAAAAGAAAAAGGGCUUUAAUUUUAAGGAAACAUUUCAACAUUUAAGACAUACCAGGUGUGGUGGUACCAGUGACUAGUCCCAGGGAAGAAGGGAAACAGUUUGUAGGAAUAUGGAAGUGCCCCAAGUUUGAAAUCCACAUAUGUCUCCACACUAACUGCUUUAGUGCAAGAUCUGUGUAGUGAAAUGAAACCUGUGUUAUUAGUCUUGGGAAAUUUACUAGUUAAAAAGAAAAAAAUAAGAAAGAAAAAAAAAGAGAAGUCAAGUGGUGCCUUUCGAUUAACAUUUAGUGCCUCUCUGAUUCCUUAAGUCAGAUGCAGGGAUCAUAAUAUCUAGUCAAUAAGUUUCUUUAGGUUCACUGACUGCAGUGAUUCCUAGGUCAGGCUGGUGCCCUGCAUUUAAGACAGACUGAAUGGUGACAGCAACCAGAAAACACCUCCUUGUGACUCUCACUGGUAUCUGAGUGCUCAACAAAAGGUAUUUCACCACAGCAGUGCCAAGGUCCUCUAGUGAUUAGCCAAGACCUGGUGCAAAGCACUGCAAAAGGAAACAAAAAAAGUGAUUAUGCCUGCUGCAAAUAACUGAAAGUAAACUCCUGUCAGGUAUUUUCUGGUUUGCAUAAUUGCUUGUACUUAUUACAAAAAUGACAACACUGUUACAAUCGAGGGCUGGGGGGGCAGGUCGUGUUGAUGAUCAAGGGCAAACAGAAACUGUUCUAAAGCUUUUGUCUGAGUUUCUACUUCCCAUAGUUUGAAGAGUGAGGUUUGAAGAUGAAGUGAUUCAAAAUGCUUAGUGAGAUGUAAUAGAAAAUAACCUGUCAGCAAAGAAAGGAUGAGAAAAGUUAGGGCAGUUGCUACACACAAUAGUUUCUGCUAUGCUAAUGAACUUAGUUUCAUUUUCUUUAAUGUCCUCAAUUUUCAGAUUAUUUUCAUAGAAGGGUAGAAAAAGUUGUCAGUCUUGCUCAGAGACUGAAUGCAGCAGGGGAUCACAGAGAUUAAACCUGAAAUUUGUGCUGGAUUAAAUCAUAUGGUAGAGAAACUUUUAGAGUUCUCAGAGAGAGACAUCCAGAAUCUGGUGUGGGAAUCUCUGUGUACUACUGCUAUUCAGUAAGCAUUAUUUUGCCUUAUUGUACAUCACCUCAGGCACUUAAAUCUUGCUGUUCCCAUAGCAAGCAAAAAGGGUUCUCAGUAAUUUAAUGAAUGGAUUUAGCUGCUUUUAUGGAAAGCUUCACCUUUAGUUAAAUGAAGAAAAUAAAAGUGUAGAGGGAGUAUCAGCUUGAAAGAAUGGACUGAAAGACUCACUGCUACCCUUUUACUGCUUUGGCUUUUAUAAUUUGAGAUUAUGGGGAAAAUACACACAAGAAGGUUUUCAGCUCUGCUUUACAAUUUAGAAUAUUUUAUAUGGAGAAGAUCUAUACUUUGCAAUAGCUGAAACAGUUUUAGAAAUGACUGAAUUGUACUUAAUAGGCUUAAUGUAGUCAUGUAAGCACAAUGAUGAAGUUUUUAUUUCAGACAGCAAAAUUAAUCAAGGGAAAGAGGAAAAAAAAAAGAUUUCUGAAGUCUUAGUGCUGAGAACUCAGCUUGAGUCACAGGAGAGCUCAGAUUUUGAGUGUUAGGUACAUUCCCCAUGAAGAAUCAGACUCUGUGAAGGUGUCUCAAAGAGUACUCAAAUGCUGCUCUCCAAAAUAUAGGUAUCCUGAUCCUGAAGUAACAAGGAAUGAAGGAUGAAUAUACUGGAGUUGACCACAUGAAUUUCUGGGGACCUGGGAAUGCCUAGUAGGCCAAAUGAAAUUGCUGUAGAAUUAGGACCCAUAAUAAUUUUUAUUUUGUGGGAUAAUUAUAUGACUUUAUUGUAGCCUUGUAACUUUGGAUCCAGUGAAAGUAUGUAAUUAGGUACCCAGGUGGAUUGGCUUAGUCCAUUUCAGAAAUUCAAAUUGUUAGCCAUUAUCAUUUGAUACUAUGAAUACAUCGCAAACUUUUAUUUUUAAAGCAGAUUAGUGCAAACAGCAAUUGCAGAAAAUUAAGAGAUGCUCCUUGAAUCUAAAGCCUUCCAAAUUAAGGAUUUACAACAAUUCAUAUUAGAGUUGCUCAGUCACAUUUUUGUUAAGACAGUGCUUUAAAUACUAGAAACUGUGUUAGGGUUCCAGAAAUUCAUAAGAAUAUGCAAUAGUUUUGCCACUGGAUUUUUUUUUAAUAUAGGGAAGGUUACAGUAUUCUAGGAGCUUUCUUAUUCUCAUUAAUGACAAAACUAAUUUAUUUUGAUUGAAGCAGGGACAGGCUGCAGUUUGCUGGAUUGAUCUUGCAUGUGUUCAAAUGUGUGUUUUACUGGAGGUGUUGUGACAAUAAACAUGUACAAGUACUUCCAAGAUUGGGUCCACUCAAACUGAAGUGCUUCUCCAAUCAGGGAAUAUUUUUAUGUGUUGCCAUUGAUAACCUGGAACCCAGAAAGUGUCCAAGCCAGUACACAGCAGAGUCCCAGGCUCUGACCUCUGGCACCUCUGUGCUUCACCAUCUUCCCUUUGGCUGGUUGAUCUUUGAGCAGGGGUUCAGCUUUUCAAUGCAAACACAGACUGAAGAAUUAUUCCUUCAUCUUUGGAAGCUUCACUGAGUAAUUACUUCCUUCAAACACCUUCCUUUCUUCAAGCAUACUCUUCCUGUCAUUUUAAGAUAGCUUUUAAAAAUGAAGAUAGAUGAAGUGGACCUACCACCUGCACUAGGAAACACAGCCGUGAUAAUCCUUGCUCCCAUAGAUCUGUUACUAAAAAUUACAAUAUUGUUGGGAAAUAGUAAAAAAAAAAAUCUUCUUUUAAAUUAUUGUAAUAAUAAAAAUCUAUUUUUGUAAA
This is a messenger RNA of Passer domesticus (house sparrow), 5848 nucleotides long. It is a transcript of the gene ARHGEF38, whose product is annotated as Rho guanine nucleotide exchange factor 38. Gene Ontology annotation, biological process: intracellular signal transduction. Gene Ontology annotation, molecular function: protein binding; guanyl-nucleotide exchange factor activity. The record is from RefSeq and is a predicted model, not a curated record. Lineage: Eukaryota; Metazoa; Chordata; Aves; Passeriformes; Passeridae. The coding region runs from base 140 to 2470 and encodes 776 amino acids. The transcript has 14 exons. Gene Ontology annotation, cellular component: cytoplasm.